CUGCAGGCUGUACCUGAAACUAAACAACCAAUUGCAAGGCCCUCCCACCUCUCACUUCUUGUAUCUUUUAGGACUUAUUGCUCUGCGACUAUAGUCGAAGCUCGCAAGCUUCAAUAUGGCAGCAAUUCGUCUCAGGAACGCGAAGGUACCGUUUGAAAUCCACCACGACGAGAUGGACCCCGACGAGUCUUUCGAGGAGCAAGAAGACUUGGGCGAAUCAAGACCCGAGGGCGACGAAGAGGAUGAACAGGACUCGGACUUCUCUGACGAUAGUGAUGGCGUAGUUGACCCGUCUGUACUGGAGGACAUGGAGAAACUUGAGGAGACUUUCAAGGGCAUAAAAGACCGUUUUCGUCUCAUCAAUCGGAUCGGAGAGGGUACUUUCUCGACAGUGUACAAGGCCGAGGAUCUGUUAUACGAGCAUUAUGAUAAUGAUUGGGACAUUGAGGAAAAGGAAAAUAAAUGGACGUCACCACCGUUAAAGAAACAACGACGGAUCGGAAUGGAUGCUCUUGCGGAUAUGGAUGAAUAUGCUCAGCAAAGACGAAGACCGAAAUAUGUUGCUAUCAAGAAGAUUUAUGUCACCAGCAGCCCUUCACGAAUUCUCAACGAAUUGGAUCUUCUUAAUGACCUUCGAGGUUUCGACUCCGUAUGCCCACUGAUCACGGCGUUUAGACAUACGGAUCAGGUGGUUGCAGUGCUUCCUUACUUCAGACACACUGACUUCAGAGAGUACUUCAGGAAGAUGACAGUCGACGAUAUGCAAAUCUACUUUCGGUCACUAUUUACUGCCCUGGCUGCAGUUCACUCAAAAGGCAUCAUACACCGGGAUAUCAAACCAACCAACUUCCUCUACGAACCCGACAAGAGACGCGGUGUCCUGGUAGAUUUUGGACUUGCUGAACGAGAAGAUGGCCCAGACAUGAAACCAUGUUUAUGCGGAGAAGGAGUAACAGAAAGAAGGCGGCGUGUCACGAAUAGUGUGGCAGCACAAACAGGACCAAUAGGAGGAUAUCCCAAGAAUGACUCUCGGCCAUCACGAAGAGCGAAUCGUGCUGGAACUAGAGGAUUCCGUGCUCCAGAAGUGCUUUUCAAGUGUACAGAUCAAUCCAGCAAGAUUGAUAUAUGGUCAGCUGGUGUCAUUCUGUUGACUAUCCUGUCCAGAAGAUUCCCUUUUUUCAACUCAGCAGACGAUGUUGAGGCUAUGAUUGAGAUUGCCACCAUCUUCGGUGUUAAGAGGAUGAAGCAAUGUGCACUGCUGCACGGCACCGUUUUUGAGACAAACAUUCCCACAAUAGGAGACCGAGGAUUCCUGCUUGAGAAGAUCAUUCUGUGGUCAACAUGUAGGAAUGAUGGAGGGAAAGGAGGUUCCGAGAUUCCACUAGAUGCCAAAGAGAAGCUCGCUGUACGAUUUCUGGAGAGAUGUUUCGAGCUGGAUCCAAACAAGCGAAUCAGUGCCGAGGAAGCUCUAGAGCAUGAAUUCUUGAAGAAGAAAGAGGAGGUGUAUGGUGAUGAUGACGAAAUGCACAUGUUGUAAGAUAUACCAUGAGGAUGGCGUUGCUGAGUGAUUGGAGUUGCUAGGCGGGGAAAGCAUAGAAAGGCGUUCAUUGUAUAUAGUUAGCAUUGCUUUGCUGUAUGAUCGCAUUGUUGGGUCUCUGCUUGCAAAUUAA
Messenger RNA from Mollisia scopiformis, 1670 nucleotides. RefSeq names its product kinase-like protein. The coding region runs from base 116 to 1537 and encodes 473 amino acids. Gene Ontology annotation, molecular function: protein serine/threonine kinase activity; ATP binding. The record is from RefSeq and is a predicted model, not a curated record. Gene Ontology annotation, cellular component: nucleus. Gene Ontology annotation, biological process: mitotic DNA damage checkpoint signaling; protein phosphorylation. NCBI's taxonomy places the organism in Eukaryota, Fungi, Ascomycota, Leotiomycetes, Helotiales, Mollisiaceae. The transcript has 2 exons.